CAACGCUUCAAUUGUUACCAAAAUGUAAUGGUAAACGAACUAACUCAUAGUUAGACUCUGGUAGCGACUGAAAAACGGGAAAAUCUCGUCGGUUUAAAGAAGUCACAUGAAAGUUCCCGAGGUAUUAUCCCAAACAGGCAAGCCCUGUCGAUCUCGACCGUAUUUUUCCACCUCACUUUGCUAUCUUUGUUUAGUGUUCGCUAGACUGGUAGGAUUGAUGUCAACAAGCCAUGUUUUCCCCGUGCAAUUAUUACGCCAUGAACUUAAUGAAGUCCCCGAGGGCCGAACUUAACUCUCUACAUAUAUCAGUUGAGCCGCUCCUCACUCUGGGGAUGUCUACACUUACCAACAUCCGUACAUGCCGACGCGACAUCUGGAGCAUUGGUUUCAAUUUAUUCAUACACAUCUAUAAUUUAUAAUCCAGUGCGAAGCGUGUAGUUAUCGCGAAAAUGUCUACCUCUAACCCCCAUGACCCCGUCGUUCCUCGCCCCAUCGCUAUUCCUCUGCGGUUCGCUCUGCGCUCCACUCAGAUCGCCUUUGCUGCUAUAGUUGCCGGUCUUGCCGGCCACUCUUUGAGUACUCUCACUGGCGACCAGGAUAACUUUUACACUGCCAGAUCGAUCUACGCUGAAGUUGUCGCGGCUCUCUCGAUUGUGUUAGGUGUUGUGUUGAUGGUGCCGAUUUUGCAUGGAUACUUUGUGUGGCCAAUCGACAUCACUAUCAGUCUCGCCUGGUUCGCUGCUUUUGGUGUUUUGUUCAAUGCGCUUCAAGGAACUGUCUGUGGACUGGACCCCAACACCGGCACCUUUGUUGACUGUACGGAAUGGAAAGUCAGUGAAGCCUUUGCUUUUCUGUCAGCAAUUGUCUGGCUUAUCACUGGAGGAGUGGGGAUAUUCUAUAUCUGGCGUUCUGAUCAGCAGCGCCUUGGAUACUGGCACGGUCGAUACAACGUGUAAAUCGACCGAUAUUUACGAGUCGUGCUCUGCGACUACGCCAGCCAUGACUUACGAGGCUAAAGGAGUAGGGCAUACAUCUCUGUGCUCUAAUUUGCAGGUGCCCAUGUCGACAUGAAAACUUCAACCCAAAAAAUAUAUAUGUUUCAUGAUGGAUUUGUGACGGAUAUAUAACAGUGAAUACAUGUGUGAAUGUACAUAUAUGUAAUAAUGACUAAUAUACUAAUUUCGACCUCAAUUGAUUUGUGUGUCGACAUAAA
Molecule: messenger RNA, 1213 nt
Organism: Talaromyces proteolyticus
Lineage: Eukaryota; Fungi; Ascomycota; Eurotiomycetes; Eurotiales; Trichocomaceae
Product: membrane-associating domain-containing protein
Exons: 4
Coding region: 450-956 (168 amino acids)
Cellular component (GO): membrane
Source: RefSeq, a predicted model, not a curated record